AUCCUAUGACGUUGUGAUACUGAGGUGGUAGCAGCGAAAUCGAGAUUUACAGAGAGAGGAGACCAGAGUCCAACACAGCGACUCUGGCUCUGACAGUCUGGGACCAGAACCCACCUGUCCAUACCUCGCUCGAGACAUCUCUCAUCUCUGGCACUUUCCCAAUAUUUACUCCUAAUCAUAAUCUGAUUUCGCUUUCUGGGGAGAAAUCGAAACAGAGGAAAGGGAGGAGAAAGAGAAGGAGGACGAACCCAGGUACUAAAACAGAGAAGGAAACUAGGGAGGAGCUUAGCUUAGUUUAGAUCUGAGACUGUGAUUCUGUUGUUUUGAUUUUUGGGUUUUUUCUUUCUUUCGACAAUGGCAAAAGAGAUCAAAGAGAAAGAGAAGGAGAAGAACAUGUUUGUCGGUGUUGUAUGGAAUUGUGCAGCAGAGCUUAAACUCUUACUUACUGCUCUCCUCUUCCUCUCUUCUUUAGCUGUACUUCUUCAGUUCAUCCCUUCUCGUUUCUCUUCCCUUACUGCUUCUGAUCUACGCUUUUGUCUUUCCAGACUCUCCACUCUUGCCCCUCCACCUUCUAUUACUACUACUACUACUACUACUUCCUCUGUUUCUGUUCCUCUUUCGGCUCCUACUCUUCCACCGCCACCGGCGCCUUCGGUUAAGAAAGAUGAGGUCAUCGAUGGAGGAAUCAUCAAGAGAGCUUUUAACCCAUAUGGAGCUGCUGCUUACUCUUUCAUCCAGAUGGGUACUUACAGGGGUGGCCUCAACACCUUCGCUCUUGUUGGCCUCGCAUCCAAGCCCCUUCAUGUCUACGGGAAGCCUCAAUACGAAUGCCGAUGGGUCCCUGAGCAAUCCGAUAACAAAACCAUUUCCACCGUCGGUUACAAGAUUCUCCCCGAUUGGGGGUACGGUCGCGUCUAUACCGUCGUUGUCAUCAAUUGUACCUUCGCAGAGCCUGUCGGCACCGACGGCUCCGGCGGACGUUUGAUUCUGCUUGCUUCCACCAACGGUGGCGGCGAUCGAGACGUCAAUGUGACUGUAAAAAUCGAAGCACUGAGAGAAGCUCCUGGUAGCUUGAACACCUCCAUCUUCACAUCUCCGCCUGCUUACGACUAUCUCUAUUGUGGGUCAUCUCUGUACGGUAAUCUGAGUCCCCAGAGGAUGAGGGAGUGGAUCGCUUACCAUGUGAAGCUGUUCGGAGAAAAAGCCCAUUUCGUCAUUCACGACGCUGGAGGUGUUCAUCCUGGUGUUUUAGAGGUUUUGAAGCCAUGGAUGGAAAAAGGGUAUGUGACAAUCCAGGAUAUCAGAGAGCAGGAGAGGUUUGAUGGGUACUAUCACAAUCAAUUUCUGAUUGUAAACGAUUGCUUGCAUCGGUACAAAUUCAUGGCGAAGUGGAUGUUCUUCUUUGAUGUCGAUGAAUUUAUCUAUAUGCCGCCUAAGAGCACGAUUAAAUCAGUUCUUGAAUCAUUUUCCGAUUAUACACAGUUCACCAUCGAACAGAUGCCAAUGUCGAAUAAGCUGUGUCUCACCGACGACAAGGGAAAGACUCUCAGGAAAUGGGGGUUUGAGAAGCUAGUGUACAGGGAUGUGAAGAGGGGAGUGAGGAGGGAUAGGAAGUACGCAGUGCAACCGCGCAACGUCUAUGCAACCGGGGUGCACAUGUCGCAGAAUUUCGUCGGGAAGACAACACACAAAACAGAGGGCCGGAUCAAGUACUUCCAUUAUCAUGGCACCAUUGCUGAGCGCCGUGAGCCAUGCCGGCAGCUCGUGAAUGCGACAGGGCUCACAUUUGAGGGCACUCCCUAUGUCCUUGAUGACACCAUGAGAAGAGUUGCUGCAUCUAUAAAGAAGUUUGAGCUCAAGACUAUUGGAACUAGAUCACAAAGAACUUCACAGUAAAGGGCAUUCCUCAAUCCUGAUUUUCUAAGUGGAAAUUUUUUUUUUCUUUUAAAGAUUUGGAGCAGAAAUUCAUUUGGGUUC
Macadamia integrifolia is the source of this 1977-nucleotide messenger RNA. Its product is annotated as galactan beta-1,4-galactosyltransferase GALS3-like. The transcript has 2 exons. The record is from RefSeq and is a predicted model, not a curated record. Lineage: Eukaryota; Viridiplantae; Streptophyta; Magnoliopsida; Proteales; Proteaceae. The coding region runs from base 355 to 1896 and encodes 513 amino acids.